Phoenix dactylifera (date palm) is the source of this 1569-nucleotide messenger RNA. Its product is annotated as AT-hook motif nuclear-localized protein 22-like. NCBI's taxonomy places the organism in Eukaryota, Viridiplantae, Streptophyta, Magnoliopsida, Arecales, Arecaceae. Gene Ontology annotation, molecular function: minor groove of adenine-thymine-rich DNA binding; DNA-binding transcription factor activity. The record is from RefSeq and is a predicted model, not a curated record. Gene Ontology annotation, cellular component: nucleus.
CGAGACCACGGGAACGCCCAAGGUGUGACCCUUCUUUUUUCACGUUCUAUAUAAUGACCCAAGCGUGACCCCCACCGUCUCUCUCCAGCGAUUAGAUAUUUUAUUAUUCGCGAGCUUUUUUGCUCUCUUUUUUUGUGGCCAUGGCGGAGUACGUGCGACCCACCAACUCCAUGAUGGCCCUCUCCCAGCCCUGCGACGUCCCGGCCUCCGACGACGACGACGACUCCUCCCGCCGCAGCGCCGGCGAACGCGGCCGCUCCACCGCAGGGGGCGGCGGAGGACGAGAGCCGUCUUCCGGAUCGGCUGGGAAGAAGCCUCGAGGGAGGCCGCCGGGGUCGAAGAACAAGCCGAAGCCACCGGUGGUGAUAACGAGGGAAAGCGAGACGGCGAUGCGGCCGAUGGUGCUAGAAAUCGCCGCCGGCUGCGACGUGCUGGAGAGCGUGGCCGCCUUCGCGCGCAGCCGGCGGAUGGGGAUCUCGGUCCUCAGCGGCAGCGGCGUGGUCGCCAACGUUCCCCUCCGCCACCCCACCACCAACCCCCCCGUCAUGACCCUCCAUGGCCGCUACGACAUCCUCUCUCUCUCCGGCACUGUCCUUCCUCCGCCAUCCGCCGUCACCACCGCCCCCGCCGCCCCUGCCCAGGUUAACUUCUCGAUCUCGCUGGCGGGGACGCAGGGGCACGUGAUCGGGGGGACGGUGGCGGGACAGAUGAAGGCAGCAGGGCCGGUGGUGCUGGUGGCGGCCUCGUUCGCCAACCCGGAGUUCCACCGGCUGCCGCUGGCGGCGCCGGCGGAGGAUGAGGAGACCGCUGCGGCCAAGGAGGAUGACGCGAAGCCGGCUGGGGUUGAGGCGGCCGUGCCGGUCUACGGCCUGGCUGGUGGGUCCCUUCCGUUGACCGGUCCGCUCACCCACCGUGACAUGGUCCUGUGGGCCCAACCAUCCUCGUCUCGCGCUUCCCACCCUCCUCCCCCUCACUACUGAGUGUCCGAGCCCAUCCAUCUACUUAAUUUUCUAUCUUAGAAGAAGAAAACAAAAGAAAGAGAUGUCGAGAGAGAGAGAGAGAGAGAGAGAGGAGUUCAUUACCAGGAGAAGGAAAGGAAACAAAAAGUAAGGAAAUGGCCAGUUUUGUUUUGUUAGUGCUGGGAGCUGUAGUAGCAGUGGAAGAGAAAGAAGAGAGAAGUCCUUCGUGUCAGAGUGAAGGUGGCCGGAGGGGGUGGCGGGUCUUUCAGGUCUAUGGCUUAGGCUAUAAAGACCCUCUACUACUUUUUCUUCUCGGGAAGCGCCGCUUCUCCGACUUCCAAUGCAGGCUAAAGCUAGCUACCUUGGAGAAGAGAGAGAAAAGAGUCGACGAGUUAAGCAUGUAAGCUUGUAGAUCUCUCUUUCCUAUCAUUAUAUUUUACUUUUUCUUUCGUUUCAUGUAAAGAUAUGUCUAAAGAGACAGAACCAAGAACUGAAUAUAUGUUUCUGGGGUGCUUCUCUCUUCUAUCGUUAGAGCUUAACGUGUGAUGUUUAAUAGCAGUCGGUGAUCUCUCUCUUAUAUAUCCGAAAUGAUCGAUCCAUGGUUUUCUUA